UUGUGGUUGUAGGUCCUCGAUGCUGUCUUCCAACUCGGAAUGUCGUUCAGUUCAGUCCCAAAGCUUCGUUUAAAUCGCAACGUUGUUCACUUUCUCGUAUUCAAUUAAUUGCACAAUCGUUUUCGCGCAUUGUUCCCUCGUUAACCCGUUGAAUCGUCGAAUCCACAACGAUUAUAUUUUAGCGGUCGGACGUGCGACAGCUGUGCACAUGAAAUUAUCGCAACGUUACGCAUCAUCAAAAGUGAAAUUUAAUCGACAAAAUUAUGGUUGUUUGCCGAGAAGAAACUUUUGUCGAGGAUGAAAUAAAAUUCGUUUCCCCUUUCUUGUCGUUUUAUCGCGUUUGUGUUUAAAUGUCCGCGUUAGGUCAAGUGUUUCGAGAAAUUGCGUUUCUGAUUUUUAUUGUAACGUGUAUUCGGUCAUUUAACGAAUUAACGGCGACGAAACAAAGGGGCCAGAUUUUAUCGCUACAACUAUGCGCCUCCAAAUUUGUAGUUUGAUAUUUUUCGUGAGUGUACUAGUGGCGAGGCAAGUUUCAGCCCAUGGAAGACUGAUAGAACCACCAUCGAGGGCUUCGAUGUGGAGAUACGGUUUCGAUACUCCACACGACUACAACGACCACGAAUGCUAUUGCGGAGGAUUUACUAGGCAAUGGCAACGAAAUAAGGGAAAGUGCGGAAUAUGUGGCGAUGCUUGGGACACACCAACGCCUCGACUGCACGAGACCGGUGGCAAAUACGGAAACGGAGUGAUAGUAAGGAAAUAUCGAACAGGUUCGGUGAUACCGGUCCGUGUGGAACUUACGGCGAAUCAUCAUGGCUACUUUGAGUUUCGUACGUGUGCGAUGACCUACAAGGGCAAAGAAGUCGAUCAGGGAUGUCUGGACCAGCACCUGCUACGCUCGAAGAACGGAUCGAUUAGAUAUUAUCCCGGGCCGGGGAACAAGAUUUUCGAAGCUUUCUACAAAUUGCCAGACGACCUGACUUGCGCUCAAUGCGUCUUUCAAUGGAGAUACGUGGCUGGAAAUAAUUGGGGCGACUGUGGAAACGGAACAGGUGCUGUAGGUUGUGGCCCUCAAGAAGAAUUUCGUUCUUGCGCCGACAUUACCAUCGGAGAUGACGUAGAGCCUCUUCUACCUGAAUCACCCGAAAAACCACCAACGAAGUCGAUUCCAGGAGAAAAAUCGCCGACAGAACCAACAUUGGUGCCAGAAUCAAGUGGGCCAUAUUGGUUAUUCAGUAUCAUUAUCGCUGGUACGAGCCUGCUAGUUGUGCUGGCGGCUAUGGCGUUGCUUUACUCGUAUUAUUAUCAUUCUGGCCGAGCCAAAAAAUGGCUUAUGGAAAGACGGUUGUUGACACCUGAAAGUCCACCUGUCGCUCCACCGAGGCAUAAAAAACACAACACGUUUAAUGCACCACUGCAAUUGUAGAAGGAUAUUUGUACUUGACGUGUAGGUGACCACAAAAGGGUAUUGUGUGACCCUGUAAUAAUAGUUUUGCAAACAGCUGUUUUGACAACAUUCUUUCAACAUAUUUUAAAGAAGGAAGAAGAAUUCUCGUUUAAUAUCGAGAGAAAUGGCCACCCUGAUUUAUUAUUUACGAUGCAAUUUCUUCUAUUCAUUUUUUCACUUGUAAUAAUUUGGACGAUUUUUCUGUCAUACAUAUUUGUACGAGAAAAGUAUCUUCACGACACUGUGAUGACAAAGUUCUGCGUUUAGAAUAAUAUGCGUUCACUUGCACACACAUUUUCAUCUUGUAUAUAUAAAUUUACAUUAAACAUAUUUAUUUUUUAAGAA
Molecule: messenger RNA, 1792 nt
Organism: Frieseomelitta varia
Lineage: Eukaryota; Metazoa; Arthropoda; Insecta; Hymenoptera; Apidae
Exons: 4
Coding region: 473-1426 (317 amino acids)
Source: RefSeq, a predicted model, not a curated record